UGGUCCCUCACCUCACAUACAUAAACAGCAUAAGUGUAACUGCUUCGCAUGAAGCUGGAUAUAACAUUAAGGCCGCGUGGAGGCACCACAGCGGGAGUUACCACGCGGACAGUGUGCAGGCUGAGGCAUCUUCGCACCCUCGCGACAGACAAAGAGAUGCAUAGAGAUACACAGGAACACGAUUAUCUACGCGCCGUCGUCAGAGGCUGUGCCGAGCCUACGCCGGAACAUCAUACCUGAGCGCUGACAUGCAUUCAUGAUUCCACUUCUAUGGUACUACAUAUGGAUGCCGAUGGCCGCAUAUGCGGCAACCAUGGCGGCUCUGGCGGCUUCGAUGCCGCCUUGAGCAGCGACAGCGUCACCGAUCCUCCGGCUCCUCUGGUCAUCGCGUGCCGCGCGGGAGCCAACGGGCUGUCCCAGGGUGUCCGGCACGGCCACGCGCUCAGCCUCCGGAUGCCGCGCCGAGGCAGCAGCAGGGACGGGGACCACCUCGUCGAGGGCCUCUGCGGCGCGCUCGGCUGCCUCUCGCUCGGUCGCUGCCUGUGGCGCGGGCACGGCCAGGCUGUCGGCCUCGGCCUGGCGCACAGCGGUCGGGCGACGCCUGGCCCACGCAGCACGGCGUGUGGACGCCUUGCAAUGGGCCUCGAAAGCCACGACUGCGGCUGUGGCCUGCCCCUGCCCGGCCAGCGGAAGCCCAUGACCACUGGCUUCGGCAGCACCAGCGCCGAAAGCACCAGCAGGCAGACGCGUCACAGGGCGGAGCGCGCGAUCACGAGAGGCGUGGCCAACACCACCAGGAGCUCCAGCGGCAGCAGCAGCAGCGGGUAGCACGUACCUGCAAUCUCCACGAUGGUCCGCACGAACGUCUGUUGCUGGUGGCGGCGGCAGAUCUCGUGGAGGCCGUAGCAGGGCCGAAGACGAUGACAUCAACCUCGGCGAAAACGGCGGAGGUCCGGUUGGCGGCGGCGGCGGCUCCGGCCUGCGAGCCGCCAGUGGCUCAGCAGCAGCAUCAUGAGCACGAUCACGGGCACGGGCCCCGCCCGCAGCCGCAGCCACCAGCUCCGGCACACCAGCAUGACCAGCACGGUCGGGUACGAGAACACCACGAGCAGGUACGGGUCCAGCACCAGGAACUCCACGAACCUGCAGCUCGGACGGAGCCUCCGAGGCAGCAGGCGACGGCUGAGGCCACCAUACUGGCGCUGCGGAAGCUGGGGGCGGCAGCGCCUCUGGCAGCCAACACCAAGUGGCCGCCGU
This is a messenger RNA of Prorocentrum cordatum, 1257 nucleotides long. NCBI's taxonomy places the organism in Eukaryota, Dinophyceae, Prorocentrales, Prorocentraceae. The record is from the annotation of a GenBank genome assembly.